AGAGGUUAUUUCUAUUAAGAAUAAACAGAUGAUUAAUAAUUGAUACUAUAUUGUUAAUAAUUAGCAGAUUAUGUCAUAUGAGAGGCCACAUUUUCUUUCUGUAUAAAUAGCAUUUAAUUCAGUAGACGGCUGCUCCAUUCUCUUUCUGGCAUCACUGCCAUACUGUACUGCACCAUCCAUAAUGGCAUUCAAUGGAACCUGGCGGGUCUAUGCUCAAGAGAACUAUGAAGAGUUUCUGAAAGCUCUUGCAUUGGCAGAUGACCUCAUCAAAGUUGCCAAAGACAUUAAGCCUGUUAUUGAAAUACAACAAAAUGGAAACAACUUUGUUGUGACAUCAAAAACACCUAAGCAGUCUGUAACAAAUUCAUUUACUCUGGGGAAAGAGGCUGAUAUCACUACUAUGGAUGGCAAAAAACUAAAGUGCACGGUUAACAUGAUAGGUGGGAAGCUUGUGUGCAAAACAGAAACAUUCUCCCAUGAACAGGAAAUUAAAGGAAAUGAAAUGGUGGAGACUAUGACUGUUGGUUCAGCAACACUCAUCAGAAGAAGCAAGAAGGAAUAAACAAUAAGAAGAAAGAUGCAUUUUAUUUUGGACAUUUUUACAUUCCAGAAUAAAGUGCAUUUGCCAUCAGUUGUGAAAUUUGUUAUUUUGAAAAAAUGCAAUGGAAAAUAAAGAAAUAGGAUCUCUGCUUUC
This is a messenger RNA of Caretta caretta (loggerhead turtle), 694 nucleotides long. RefSeq names its product fatty acid-binding protein, liver. Gene Ontology annotation, molecular function: lipid binding. Lineage: Eukaryota; Metazoa; Chordata; Testudines; Cheloniidae. The record is from RefSeq and is a predicted model, not a curated record.